This is a messenger RNA of Symbiodinium necroappetens, 2706 nucleotides long. The record is from the annotation of a GenBank genome assembly. Lineage: Eukaryota; Dinophyceae; Suessiales; Symbiodiniaceae.
AUGCUUGGAAGAGUUUCUCCGCUGGCUGCACCCUUGGUUUUCGCAGGAUGGGCGAAGAGCGCGAGCAGACGGCGAACGCUAGGGCGGCUUUCCUUCGCCUUCGGCAAGCCACGUGAACGAAGGUCCUUUGGUGUAUUUCGUUCCCGCGUGAAGGAUGAUCAGGAUGAUGGGUUGCAGGAUGGCCGAGUUGGCCUUCACUUCUUCUCGGAUGCCAACUUCACCCCCCUGCGUGAUCACUUCGUAGGAUCGGUGGCGGACGACCGGAUAGAACUACGGGAGACCUUCGUCGAGGAUUUGGGCGUUAUCAAGCAGCGAACGGCAGGUGGAGUCCCAGUAUACAAGUUCAAGACGAAGCUGCUGCUGGAAGCUCUGGAAGAGGCGGCCCCGCAGGAAGUCUUUCUCAUCUCAGAUGUGGACAUCCAAUUCUUCGGGGAGAUCAUCCCGCUCGUGAAGGAGGGCAUUGCCGGGCGGGAUCUGUGCCUUCAGCGGGAGUUCACCAACUUGGGUGUGAACAUCGGCUUCAUGGCAAUCAGACGGACAGCUGCCAGCCUGAGGUUCUGGCAGUCUGUGUGGGACGAGCUUCCAACUGGCCGCUGGAUCCCCGGAGAAGUCAACAACUUGUUGUAUGCUGCGCAAGUGCCCGACAUGAGAUGGGGAUGCUUUCCUCCCGCCGUGUGGGCUUCGUCUCAGGCCUUUGAUGGCAGCUGUGUGCCGGAGCAAAUCAUCCUCCAUCAUGCGAACUGGGUGGUUCGCAACUACCAGGCCGGCCCUGAAGGAGGUGCUGAUGCCUCCAAUCCGCUGGCAAAGCUUCAACAGCUCCGGCAACUUCGCGAGGCGGUGCAGGGCGAGGAUGAUGGCGGCAAGCUUGAUUUCUUCCGUGGCAUCUCGCUGGAUCCAGACCUCGCAGACUACCAUCAGAGGACCUUUGGCGACCUCAGAUAUGGUCCAGAGUGGACGGCCCGCCUUGCCGAUGGGACACCCAGCCCGGCCCGGCGGUACACGCCGCCAAGUCCGCUCAGCAAAGGACCAGUCCAUGUGGCGGCCGUUCUGCCAAGCAGCGUCCUGGCAUCCAGGAUUGGUGUCGGUGACGAGCUUGUGAAGGUCAACGAUGCCAGCGUGUGCGACUUGGAUCGGUCUACACUUGCGCGUGAGCUCAGCAGGAGGCCGCUGAGCUUAGAAAUCAAGCGAUUCGCAUCGUUACCUCGGGAGUGCUUUUCCGAGACCAUCGAUGUUCAAGUGGCGGUCUCCGAUGGUGCCGUCGGCUUCUGCCCUCGAGAUUGGCACAGUAAGCCGAUUGUGGUUGGAGCUGUCCUCCCCAACCAAGCCGCAGCUGCGAAAGGUGUCAGAGAGGGCGAUGUUCUAGUGCUGGUUGAUGGGCAGCAGGCAAACUCCAUGACGGCUGCUGAGCUCGCUACAGCUUUGUCGCGAAGGCCAAUCUCCAUUCGCUUCCAGCGCCUCGACGGGAAUGAGACUGCUCGUGGUGAUCAGUUCCUUGCCUCUCUCGACGACGCUCCGCCUCCGAGAAUGGGCGCAAGCGCUGCGGCCGCGGAUGCAGAUGCACGAGGUGGACGGGAUGGGCGCGAGCUGCUCCCAUCCCAAAUCGCCACAGCGACGGCAAAGGAAGGCAUCGAGGUCACCUCGGCGGCCUCGGCAGAGGCCGGCUCGCUGUCGGCGGCGGUGCCUCGGAGGCCCCCGAAGCCCAGGCGCCCCGUGAAAGUUCGCUCCAACCAAGAGCCGCAGCAAGCCGAGCAAAGAGAGCUCACGGAAUCAACUCGGCGCCCUCCCCAGCCAGCGAAGCCAGCAACAAAACCAGCAAAGCCGGAGGCACCGCGAGAGGCUCGAGAGGGCGGAACGCAGACAGAAGUCACGAUGACGGCAGAUAAGGGAGUACAGCCGGAUAUUGAACCUCAAGAUCUUGAAGAGCCGCCGCAGCCGCUGUCUGCAGAGAGUGCUCAUGUGGUGUCGUUUGAGGAGGAGGAGGAGGAGGCUCGCUCGGAGGCUCAAGCCUGUGAUCAAGAUGUCGACGAAGUUGCGGCGGCUGCUUCUGCGGACUUGCCAGCCUUGCUUCGGCCGCCAAGCAUCCCCGAGCCACAGCCGGACAUGCCACCGCUGCGGCCCAGGGAUUUCAACCGGACCCCAUCGCCAGAGCCUUUCAAGUUCCGGGAGUUGCCACCUCCCAGAGCCCCACCGGCCCUCUGGGAUGAGCCCUCCGGAGAUCUCGAAAACAUCGCCGUCGCCAAGCCGCGGUCUCUGAGGCCUUCGAUGCUCAAAGAGCUGCCGCCUCCGGACCGCCCGCCGCUUCCCGUCGAGACAGAAGCGGAGCUGCAGCUUUGGCGCCACGUGCCGGAAGAUCUGAAGCCGAAUUCCCCGGAGACCGCAGAGGAUCUGGAAGAGUGGCUCAGGUGGCCAUGGAAUGCUGCAGACGAUGCACAAUCGAACUCGAUGUGCGUUCUGCUACGACCGAUGGACCGACCAGACAUCGCAGCUACAGACCGGAACGUGCAAACGCAAGUUGUGGGCGUGCGUCGUGGGGAGUGCGAGGGUGUGUUUCGUGGGGAGAGUGUCGCGGAGAGUCGACGUGAGUGUCGCGAAGUGACGGGCGAGUGCGGGAGAGGGUCUGGAGUCGUGGGCGAGGGCAGGGCGGCUCGAGGGGAGUAUCGCGGUAUGGUAAGUUCGGGCCGGGGCGUGAGUAUCGUGAGUGUGGAG